Molecule: messenger RNA, 1557 nt
Organism: Fusarium coffeatum
Lineage: Eukaryota; Fungi; Ascomycota; Sordariomycetes; Hypocreales; Nectriaceae
Exons: 2
Coding region: 1-1557 (518 amino acids)
Biological process (GO): transmembrane transport; carbohydrate transport
Cellular component (GO): membrane
Molecular function (GO): carbohydrate:proton symporter activity
Source: RefSeq, a predicted model, not a curated record
AUGGAGUCCUCCGGCAAGUCAGAUCUCGAGCUCCAGGCCAAAGUUUCUGGAACGGAAUUCGUCAACGAUAAGUCCAAUGCUCUUCAGGUAGACCGCCAAGCUGAGCAUGAACUCACUCUCAAGCAAUGCUUUCGCCAACAUCCAAAGAUCAUUCUCUGGUGCUUCUACUGGUCCAUCGCUGCUAUCGGAUGGGGAUUUGAUGCACAAAUCAACGGCGCCAUGAUCUCCGUCGCCUCCUUCCGCCGUGACUUCGGCUACGUACAAGACGGCCAAGCGAUCCUCCCCGCCGACUGGCAGACAGCCUUCAACACCAUCACCUCCGUAGGUGGUUUCUUUGGUGGAUUUAUCUGCUCCUACAUCUGCGACAAAGUCGGUCGAAAGAACUCCCUCGCCAUGGCCCUCCUCUUAGCGACCGGCGGUACAAUCGGAGAAUGCAUGUCCCACACCAAUGUUGCCUUCCUCAUGUCCAAGCUCGUCCUCGGUCUUGCGUUGGGUUUCUUCCUUACCCUUGCUCCGCUGGCUACGUCUGAGAUCUCACCCGUUGUACUUCGUGGCAUUGCGACUGCAGGUGUCAACCUUGGCAUCGCGAUCGGUCAGCUUGUUUCGAACAGUGUCAUCAAGGCUUUUGGAGAACGAACGGAUCAGUGGGCUUGGAGAGGCGCUCUCGCUACUCAGGGCAUCUUCAUCGUCCUUCUUGCGGCUGGACUGCCUUUCGCGCCCGAGACACCGUGGUAUCUCGUUCGCAAGGGUAAGAUCGAAGAGGCCAAGAAGUCCAUCAUCAAGCUGUACGGUUCAUCUGUCAACGUUGAUGCCAAGCUGGCUACCGUUCAAGAGACUAUUGCUGAGGAGCAAGCGGCUUCUGUUGAACAACCAUCGUGGGCGCAAUGUUUCAAAGGAACAGACCUCAUUCGAACCAUGAUCAGCAUGGGAGUGUUCAUCUGCCAGCACUUUGUCGGAAUCAUCUUUGUUCUUGGCUACUCGACCUACUUCUUCCAACUUGCUGGUCUUGAGGAGUCCCGCAGCUUCGACCUUGGUGUUGGCGUCACAGCAUGUGGUGUUCUUGGUAACAUCUGCAGUUGGUUCGUUGUCAAUUCUUUCGGUCGACGCAAAGUCUUUCUCUCUGGUAUGGGAGGUCUGACUAUCCUCCUGUUCCUCAUUGGCAUCAUGGAUGUGGUUCCUACCGCGGCUGCCAAAUGGGUCCAGGCUGCUUGCACAGUCAUUUACGCCUACGUUUACUUCGCCACCGUUGGUGCCAUGGCUUUUGCAGUGCUGGGUGAGACAGCUUCUUUGGCACUCAAGGCUAAGACCAUGGCUUUGGCUACUGCUACCCAGUCCGUCAUGGGUGUCGCUAUGAACUUUGCUAUCCCAUACAUGGUGAACCCUGAUCAGGGCAACCUCAAGGGCAAAGUUGGCUUUAUAUUUGGUGGACUUGGGCUUCUUGGUUUCGCCUGGAGCUGGAUCUUUGUUCCCGAGCUCAAGGGCCGACGAUACGACGAGAUUGACCACAUGUUUCAUAACAAGGUUAGACCUCGCAAGAUGGGAGAGCACAAGCUGUGA